Molecule: messenger RNA, 3688 nt
Organism: Chelmon rostratus (copperband butterflyfish)
Lineage: Eukaryota; Metazoa; Chordata; Actinopteri; Chaetodontiformes; Chaetodontidae
Gene: dus4l
Product: dihydrouridine synthase 4-like (S. cerevisiae)
Exons: 15
Biological process (GO): tRNA processing
Molecular function (GO): flavin adenine dinucleotide binding; tRNA dihydrouridine synthase activity
Source: RefSeq, a predicted model, not a curated record
AUGCUAGCUGGCUAGCAGUGCUACGUGAGAAUAAUGAAGACUUCUAAUGGCAACACGAGUAUCAUGGACAUGUUUGAAAAGGGAAAGGUGCUGAAAAUAUGUGCCCCAAUGGUUCGAUAUUCAAAGCUUGCAUUCAGGUCCUUGGUGAGGAAAUACAACUGUGAUAUCUGCUUCACCCCAAUGAUAGUUGCGUCUGACUUCAUGCGAUCUGUCAAAGCCAGAGACAGUGAAUUCACUACCAAUGAACAUGAUCGGCCCCUAAUAGUGCAGUUUGCUGCCCAUGAUGCCCAGACUCUGGCUGAUGCAGCCUGUGUGGUAGCACCUUUCUCAGAUGGAGUUGACCUCAACUGUGGCUGUCCCCAAAGAUGGGCUAUGUCAGCUGGCUAUGGUGCAUGUCUCAUCAACAAGCCUGAACUUGUAAAAGACAUGGUCAAACAUGUCAGAAAUCAAGUGGACAAUCCAAACUAUACAGCCUCAAUCAAAAUCAGAAUUCACAAGGACCUGAGACAGACGGUGGAUCUGUGCCAGAAGGCUGAAUCAGCCGGUGUGUCGUGGAUAACAGUCCACGGCCGUACAUCAGAUGAACGCCACCAGCCAGUCCAUUAUGAUGCCAUAAAGACAAUCAAAGACAGCGUAUCCGUCCCUGUCAUUGCCAAUGGGGACAUAAAGUACCUCCGAGAUGUGGAGUCUACUCACCAGCUUACUGGUGUGGAUGGUGUGAUGGCUGCACGGGGAUUACUUGCUAACCCCGCCAUGUUCACUGGCUAUGAGGAUACUCCAUUGGAGUGUAUAUGGGACUGGGUGGACAUCUCUAUUGAGCAGGGCACUCCAUUCACCUGCUUCCACCACCAUCUAAUCUACAUGUUGGAGAGGGUCAGCUCCCAGCCUGAGAGAAAAGUGUUCAAUUCUCUGUCCAGUACCUCAGCUGUAAUCGAUUACCUCCAAAACACAUACGGGUCAGUGCAUGAUCUGGGAACAUGUAAAAGUCAUUAUUUUCGAUUUGCUGGUUAUCUUCAGAGACCUUCAGUAGAGAUGACGCUGCAGUGGACUGCUGUGGCCCUUUUUCUCUAUGUGGAAAUUGGCAUUCUUGUCAUCCUCUGUUUACCCUUCAUCUCAGCCAGGAGAUGGCAGAGUAUUUUCCACCUGAGGAUAUGGAACAGUCUGACAUGGAUAUGGAACAAAGUGUUUCUCACAAUGAUCAUUGUACUUAUUGUUCUCUUCCUUGAUGCAGUGCGUGAGGUGAGGAAAUAUUCAGGUAAAGAAGUUGGCACAGAUGCUAAGCUGCAACCGAACAUGUAUGAUCACCUGCACAUGAAGCUUUUCAGAGCCCAGAGGAACCUCUACAUCUCUGGCUUUGCUGUCUUCCUCUGGCUGGUUAUGAGGCGAGUGAUCACCUUGAUUAACCAACUGGCAUCAGUAUCCAGCACCACGGCUGCUCUUCAGGCACAGGCUGACGGUGCUAACAAGGCUGCCAAGAAAUACAUGGAGGACAAUGAGCUGCUGAAACAGACUCUGAUGGAAGGGAAGGGUGAUAAGGCUACCGCAGAGGGGAUGGAGCUGUUAAGGAAAAACGUGGAGAAAUUGAAAGAAGAGCUGAAGACCUCAGUAGAUGCCCUGAAGAACUCGCAGUCCGAGUCAGAUGCAAUGAAGAAGCAGAUGGAGGGCCUUGCCAGGGAGUACGACAGGCUGUUGAAAGAGCAUCAGGAGCUUCAGAAUCUUCAAGAUAGUGGAAACAAAAAGGACGACUAGCAAUCGUUAAAUGCUUAAAGGUUGAAGUGAUUAUCAGGCAACUUGGCCCCAAUCCCGAGAGAGCCACUGCAACACGAGCUUUAUCUUCAUGCAACACCUCGUGUCACAGCACAUAUCACACAACUAGGAUUGACUCCUCUGAGGUACACACGUUGGCUGAUAACAGUGAUGGUUUUAAAGGUGAAGUUUUAUGAGGGCACUAGACUGGCUUAAAUGCAAAGAGUACCAUUUGAUGGCGUCCUGCCUCUGCUUGGCACAGUGUGACUAAGCAGAUUGCUUUUACAAGUGCACACUCGAUCAGGCAGAUUAAUUGUGCAAGGUAAUUGCUGAGAAUUCAGCCGUUAAUCGGCCCAUUUCUGAUCACAGAGCCCUUAAUAUGUUAAGGGAAUAUGCAACAAGGAUGGGUGGUGUUUUAUGGUUUGUCUCAUUUGUUUUUAGCCAAGUGUGCCGUGUAGAGCAGAAGAUUUGUCAGAAGCUAGAGCACUCUAUCGCUGUGGUCAACAGCUAUGAAUGUAUUUUGAUACAAAGGUUUUGUUUCUUUAAUGGUGUAUGUAGCAGGGACACCUGCCACACCCACUUUGAGCUUGAUAGCUGUAUGUAAAUGAGUCUGUGCUUACAUGGCUGUUCAAAUAUAUUUUGCAUGUGCACCUGCACCUAGAGAAGUUAUCCUUAACUGUUGUUGUUUUACACUUGAUAAUCUGUACUUUUUUUUUUUUACCUAAGUAGAGGUGGUGAAUGAUAGUAAUGGGAGAUUUCCAUUUCUUAAUGUUCUUUUGUCUUUAGUUUCUUCCUUAAUUCCUUAAAAUCCAAUGUAUCCGUGGAUAUAUAUUACAACUGAAUAUCUGUCGGGAUAUGGAAUUGGAUUCAACCACUUAUAAUCUUAGUUAAGGUUUAAUAAAAUAAAAAAGAUUAAUCUGGGUCACGGGUAGGAGUUCAGAUAUGUCUUGUGUAUGUUUCUGAGCCACAGAAGCCUCAGACUUGUAAAUUUGCUCCACUGCAAGUUUCAAGCGUUCAUAUUUGGGUCAGUGCAAGUUGUGUCUAUAUGUGUCAUGAAAAGAGGAUGCUCUGAUGAUUAGAUUUGAGUUUUCCAGACAGAGGUGUUGAAAAUGUAAUCAUUGGAUGCUUCAACAUCCCCCCGCCCCCCUUUUUUAUGAUAAAUAAAUAGCUUAUUGCCACAGUUCAGGUCAUGUAUUUGCAAAACGCCUGCUGGAGUUGUGUUCUCACAUCUCUGAUUUAGACAAAUAUCUGCUAAACGUGCCUUUUUUAUUUGGAUGUAGUACAUUUUGUUUAACAAACACACACUUCUUCAUGCUCUGCCUCGUUUUGAAUAAUUGGCACAUUGAAUACAUACCACCAACACAUAAUUUGAUUGGAUAUUAAAAGUUUUAUUUUAGUAUUACAUUUAAGAUAUCCUUUGAAAUUUUACAAAAAUAAUCCAAGAAAGUUAUUUACAUUCUGAUUUCUUUAAUGCAAGUUAAAUGCCUUACAUUAGUGAGAUAAUGACUUCCUUCCUCUAUACCACUUGCUGCUCCUCUCUGAGUCUAUUCUUCACCUGUGCCUGAAACUGAACCUGAAUUCAAAAGACAAUACAGUCACCACAUACUGUAAGUUGCCAACAUGGUACAUAUCCAUUUGGGCGAUAAAGUCUUGAUAAUCCGCUGCACAUUUACAAAGACAAAAGUAUCAUUUUUUGAAAACAAUUGUUUUGCGAUACAGUAGCUAAUCAAUAUAUUUUACUUUGAGGAAUUAUUUUGACAGAAUCCACACAAUAGUGUUCUAAAUUUGGGAUGAAGCUUUUUAUGAGAAUAAAAUGUGAUAGGAAAAACCUAAGAAUUAGACCAUGAGGUUUCUGUAAAUGGGUUUUGGAACAGGAGAUCAUGCAUGUGCAAAAAUACAGGGAAAAAAAAAAACGGAACCUUAAAGAGACUGAUCAAUAACA